AUGAUGGAUCAGAAGACAGCUCUCCACAGAUUCCAACACGGUGCAUUCCUCAUCAUUGCAGGUGUACCGCCGCAGACGGAAUUUGGGAUUGAUUGUAGCAAAUUUGCGAUUGCAGAGAAGUUUCGGGGUGUCAAGAUGAUCCCACCUGGACCACAUUUUGUCUACUGUGCUUCAGUGGGACCCUUCGGAGACACAGCCCCACGUGUGGGUUUCAUUCACUACUUCAGGGAGAGAGAGAUUGUGAUUCGAGAAUGGGAUCCUGCCACGGAAGAGCUGAGAACUCGCACCAAGGGGAAUGCUGAAAUGGAAAUUCAAUUCAUCCAGGAGAAUAUUCGGGAGAUUGAUGAAUUCCUAGCUCCGUAUGAUUACGAAAGCUUAGCGAAAUGGAACACAUUGACCAGCUACGUUACAGCUGAAAUUGUAUCAAAUCUAUCACCUACCUGUGGAAUCAUUCGCACGUGUACGGAUCUCCUUUCCUGCUCAGACAGCGAGAGACCCCGAGGGGGUGACACCCUUGGUGCUCAAGGCACAAGCCCAAAGAGUAAAAAAAUCGACUUACUCUUUGACGAAGACAGCCUACUGCCAAAUUUAAAGCCCGUUCCUGGAACAGCACCGAAUUUCACGGAACUCCCUCCUCGUUUUGCACCAGAAGCUUCUCCAUCUGAGAUUACAAGUAGUUUUAUGGAUUCAAUUGGUACGCUGGACAAACUGAUGGCAUCUUUUACAUCUCCGGAGACCCUUUUGGGAGAAAUUCAAUUCUCCUUUGCUCUCUUUGUGGGUGGAUGCUCAACAGAUGGGCUGGCCCAUUGGCGGAAAAUCCUUGGAAUCCUCUCCAAUACAGAGAUGGGUGUACAAAAGUACAGGCCGUUCUACAAAAAAUACCUGCAAUGCCUACAGUAUCAAGUACCCCACUUGCCUGUGGAAGUCAUGCAACCAUCGCCGGAAAAUUCCGUUUACCAAGAUGUGAGGAAGUUGGUAAAAAAUUGCCUCCUUGGAAAUCUUUCCGGAGACACUGAGAAUUUUUGCCGUUUUCUCGGAGACAGGAUGUUGUGGUCAUUCGAUGAUGUACUCGAAGAAGACCCAGAAGAUCUACCUGUUGUAGUGGAAUGUGCAUAGAAAAAAAAAUCAUCAUUGAAAAAAAAAAUAAAAAUUCA
Lutzomyia longipalpis is the source of this 1154-nucleotide messenger RNA. Its product is annotated as protein AAR2 homolog. The transcript is spliced from 2 exons. Bases 1 to 1116 code for a protein of 371 amino acids. The record is from RefSeq and is a predicted model, not a curated record. Lineage: Eukaryota; Metazoa; Arthropoda; Insecta; Diptera; Psychodidae. Gene Ontology annotation, biological process: spliceosomal tri-snRNP complex assembly.